This is a messenger RNA of Suillus discolor, 1091 nucleotides long. RefSeq lists its product as uncharacterized. Lineage: Eukaryota; Fungi; Basidiomycota; Agaricomycetes; Boletales; Suillaceae. The transcript is spliced from 3 exons. The record is from RefSeq and is a predicted model, not a curated record. The coding region runs from base 1 to 1083 and encodes 360 amino acids.
AUGCAUCUAAUUGCAAACAUUUCAGAUUUAAUUCUAAGCUUAUGGCGGGGCACGAUCAAGUGCGACACUUUGGAUGAUGUUCGUACUUGGCGUUGGGCCAUAUUUCGUGACGACGAUGCUUGGACUGAGCAUGGUGCAAUUGUUGGUGCAACAACCUACCACAUACCUGGCUCAUUUGAUCGUCCGCCUCGCAAUCCAGCAGAGAAACUCAACAUGCAGUAUAAAACUUGGGAAUUCCAGCUUUACAUUUUCGGCCUUGCACCUGCACUCUUGCAUACCAUUCUUCCACAAGACAUAUGGCUAAAUUUCUGCAAGCUCGUACGAGGGAUUCGCAUUGUCUGUCAGCACAAGGCUCAAUUGCUACUUGGCGAGUGGGAAACUGAAUUCGAGCAGUUGUAUUACCAGCGUCGUCAUGAUCGCAUUCAUUUUAUCCGACCAUGUGUACACCAGGUCAAUCAUCUCGUCCGUGAAACCAUACAAAAAGGCCCUCCAGUGUGUUAUGCACAGCGGACAAUGGAACGGACCAUUGGCAACCUUGGUCAACAAAUUCGACAGCCUUCAAACCCAUAUGCAAACCUUUCAAUGGAGGCUGUCCGACGAUGCCAAGCAAAUGCACUCAAGUCCAUACUGCCAUUCUUAGCUCCCCCUGACAAUGUUCUUCCACGUGGACAUCAAGAACUUGGCAAUGGGUAUGUUAUUAUUGAUGGGACUGUCCGCUUCGCAGAAGUCCAGUACUUCACACAGGUUGCAAUUGCUACGGAGAAUAUUGGUGAAUGGCGCGAUGCAAAUAUUGCUGUAAUCUCAGUCUUCUCCGCUCCAGAUGCUGACCUUGUUCAGCUUUCAAAUCAAACUGUGCUUUCAUGCAAAUACCUUGGCGAUGAAGGACUCUGUGUUGUUGAUGUCACCUCUAUCAAAUCUGUUGUCGCAAUGAUUCCGCACCGUCCUACUCUACCAUCUGGAGUCAUCGAGGAUCGCUUUUUUGUUCUUGAGCGUCCUGGACUCGAUAUUUAUCAAUUUGGUGUUGAGCAGGAUCAAGAAGAUGAGGUAGACCAACAGGAAAUGGAAGCUGAGGAGAGAAACUAGUUUUAUGG